AUGUUUGACGACCGUCAAUCCGGAGCCGACGGAAAAGGUUGCCGAGUGGCGCCGUCCAGAGCUCAUUUCCCAUUCUCCUCACUCGAGCUCACAUCAAACAGCUCUCGUGCAUUCGAAGGCUGUCCAAGAACACGCAAGCGCAACAUGUUCAGCAGUAGCAAGAUCGCCGCCGUGUGCCUCGCCGUCGUGGCGCUAACCAACAGCGCGUAUGCUGAGAAGGAGGCCGCCCAGACGUUCGGACUGCUUGGCGCUGGUCUGCACGGUGGUGCGGGACUCUAUGGAGCUGGCGCUGCCGGUCUUCACGGUGGAGCCGGCGUUGGUGCUGGUCUGUACGGUCGAGGUGCCGGCUAUGGUGGUGCUGGUGCUGGUCUGUACGGUCGAGGUGCUGGUGGCGUUGGUGCUGGGCUGUACGGUCGAGGCGCCGGAUAUGGUGGUGCUGGUGCUGGGCUGUUUGGUCGGGGAGCCGGCUACGGUGGCGCUGGUGCUGGGGUCGGAGCUGGCGUUGGCGGUGCGGGCGUCGGUAACGGAUACGGCGGUGCUGGUGUCGGAGGAACUACGGGUGUCGGUGCUGGUGUCGGAGGAACUACGGGUGUCGGUGCUGGUGCCGGUGUCGGAGGUGGUGUGAGUGGUAACGUCGGUGCUGGCGUGGGCGUGGGCGGUAAUGCUGCUGUCGGCGCUGGUGUGGGCUGGGCUGCGAACGGUGGAGUGAGUGCCAAUGCUGGUGUCGGCGCGGGAGUGAGUGGGAACACUGGUGCUGGAGUCGGAGGUGGAGCGAGUGGAGGUGCUAACGGUGGAGUGAGCGCCAAUGCUGGUGUCGGAGGUGGUGUCGGCGGAUCGGCCGGUGUGGGAGGAGCGGCAAGUACUGGUACGGGUGGAGCUACGACAACGAUGGACGGCAAAACUAGCACAUCUACUUCGCAGAACGGCGGGGCUAAGGCAACUGCAACUACCACGACUGCAGGCACGACCACCGGCACCGCCGGCACGGGUGCUUCGACGAAGCAGACAGGUUAUCGCAUGCUGCGGUCGCGCUCUUAG
Molecule: messenger RNA, 1038 nt
Organism: Phytophthora infestans T30-4
Lineage: Eukaryota; Oomycota; Peronosporomycetes; Peronosporales; Peronosporaceae
Exons: 3
Coding region: 1-1038 (345 amino acids)
Source: RefSeq, a predicted model, not a curated record